Pocillopora damicornis (cauliflower coral) is the source of this 1633-nucleotide messenger RNA. RefSeq names its product mitochondrial genome maintenance exonuclease 1. Gene Ontology annotation, molecular function: single-stranded DNA exodeoxyribonuclease activity. The record is from RefSeq and is a predicted model, not a curated record. Gene Ontology annotation, biological process: mitochondrial DNA replication. Gene Ontology annotation, cellular component: mitochondrion. NCBI's taxonomy places the organism in Eukaryota, Metazoa, Cnidaria, Anthozoa, Scleractinia, Pocilloporidae.
CCCAGUCUUUUGCAACUAACUAAUAGAAAGAUGGCGGAUGAAGUUGUACGUUGGGAUGUUGCAACGGUAAAGACCCGUAAAUAGAUUUCUUGCCAUCGUUUGAUUAAGAUGGCUCUUCUUAAAUUGCAAGGAACUUACGGAUAUUCCAGAAAGCUGUUACUACGUUGGAAUCGUUGUGGUUUUAGAUUCAAAACCAACCCAAAGAAUAUUUCACAACUGGAUAAUGAUACAGAUGGUGCUGAGAGUGAGAUUCACAGUCUAUUUGUAAAUCCUAGCAGGGGAGCUAAUCAGGAAGCUGUUUCUUCAUUGUUGGAGUCACCACUCUCACUGCAGUACAUGAACAGAAAUCAAAAUGGCGAAAGAAUCUACCUCGGCAAGUAUCCCAGUGUAACAUCAAUUCUUGGUCAAACUAAGCCUCCAAAUGAACAUUUUGCUUUGCUAAAUUGGAGGAAAGCUCAGAUUUCUGAGCUAGGAAAGAAAAAGUUUAACAAGCAAGCACAAAUCACCUUUAGGAAGGGACAACUUUUUCAUCAAGCUGUUCAGCUGUACUUUAACAGCAGUAAUGUACCAGUUCUAGAGGAAGGUUCAAGUGAUGCAGGAUAUUGGCAGAGUGUCAAACAUGUGUUAAAGGAUGUUACAAAUGUAGUGGCUGUUGAGAGUGCUGUGGCGCAUCCUUUGUUACAAUAUGCUGGGACUCUUGACCUUAUUGCAGAGUAUAAGGGUACACUGAGUGUGAUAGACUGGAAGACUUCAGCAAAACACAAAACUAACCUCAAAGACUGCUAUUCCUACCCUCAACAAAUUGUGGCUUACGCUGGUGCUGUAAAUUUUGAUGAGAACUAUCCAUUUCAGGUUUGUAAUGGAGUGAUAGUUAUUGCAUAUGAAAAUGGUGACCCGGCAGAUGUUCACUGUCUGUCACAGGAAAUGUGUGAAUCUUAUUGGUUAGAGUGGCUGGCACGACUGCAACAAUAUAGAAAAAAAUUCCCAGAAUGUGUUAUUAGUGAAACUGAUUCAGAAGCCAGAGAAACUAGAAAUGACGUGCAUGAGGGUUGCAAAUUUGAGGCAUCAACUGAUUCUCCCAGGUCAAGAUCUGUGAAUAGCAUUGGUGUGCCUUUGAAAAGCCUCGGUAGAAUAGUCAAAGAUGAGGAUGUUAUUGAUGAUGAGAAAGUUGUUGAUGAAGAGGAAUUCCUGUCCAAGAGACGAUUUUAUGGGUUUUCUGCCUUGCUAGCUAUGAUCAAAUCACCAGAGGCAUUGAAAAGACUGUGUCAGAGUAUUCUUCAACGUGUUUCUUCCAAGGGGAAAAAAUAAGUAAGUUUGGUAUUGUUAGCAUGAAAUGCCUUCCCCAGUUUGUGCAGUUUGAUUGACAGGCUUGCACCUUAGAAUGUUGUCUCUCUCACAAGCCUAUGAGGUACAAUCCCUUCAAUUGAAGAAAAAUUAGAUAGGAAACUAUUUUAGCUUUUACAGACGUUUUUUGCCAUAAGAAUUACACUCUUUACUAUGUGCAAUAGCCAAGAGAGUAGACCCAUGUGCCACCAGCUGUGACUGUGUGGGUGAUAGUGAUGUCAGUAUUCUGCUGAAAAAUGUAGAUAAUUGCAUGCAAAAUGCAAAUAAAAGAAAGCAUGUUUUCAAAUUC